This is a messenger RNA of Linepithema humile (Argentine ant), 2019 nucleotides long. It is a transcript of the gene Ric, whose product is annotated as Ras-related protein interacting with calmodulin. Gene Ontology annotation, molecular function: GTP binding; GTPase activity; GDP binding. The record is from RefSeq and is a predicted model, not a curated record. Gene Ontology annotation, biological process: Ras protein signal transduction. NCBI's taxonomy places the organism in Eukaryota, Metazoa, Arthropoda, Insecta, Hymenoptera, Formicidae. Gene Ontology annotation, cellular component: plasma membrane.
ACGCACGCACAUAGAUCGGUACGAUGUCGGUGGCGGCCGAUGCCUCCCAGGACAGGAUCGUCGCCUGCAACGGCAAGGACGACGUGCCGGUGAUAACGCAGCCUACCACUAGGCGUGGACUCAGGAUCUACAAGAUCGUCGUGCUGGGUGACGGCGGCGUUGGCAAGUCAGCUGUUACUUUGCAGUUUGUUAGUCACACGUUCCUGGACUAUCACGACCCCACUAUAGAGGACUCGUACCAGAAGCAAGCAGUCAUCGAUGGGGAGGCAGCUCUUUUGGAUAUUUUAGACACAGCUGGACAGGUUCGAGAUUCUUAUGUGGAGUUCACGGCGAUGCGUGAGCAGUACAUGAGAUGCGGCGAAGGUUUCAUGAUAUGUUACUCCGUAACGGACAGGCAUAGCUUCCAGGAGACAAUGGAGUAUAGAAAACUGAUAUCGCGUGUGCGCGCGAACGAAAACAUUCCUCUGGUGCUAGUCGGGAAUAAGUUUGAUCUACAACAUCAGCGAAAGGUGACGACGGAGGAAGGCAAGGCACUAGCGGAGGAGCUCGGCUGUCCGUUUUACGAGACAUCGGCUGCUCUGAGGCAAUUCAUCGACGACGCGUUCUUCUCGCUGGUCAGGCAGAUACGCGCCAAGGAGAGACCCCGAAGAGAUCCCUUGCAUCGCAAACGCAGCCGUUGGUGGCGAAUUCGCUCGAUAUUUGCGUUUAUCUUCCGACGGAAACCCAGACGCGCUCUCAAUCAUUCGCCUUAGAAGUGGUUUCUAUAGCGAGCCUUUCAUUAGAGAGAUCGAUAGACGAUAGCAAUGACGAGAGUAAUAUCAUAGCAAAUCACAACGAAGUACGUAUUACCGAUGUAUUUUUAUAUAGUUCACGUCUCCCUUUAGAGACUGAUGAUGAUUCGUUAACAUCUCACUGCCUUAUCAUUGACCCCAGUGUGUGUACCCUGCAAUGCAAAAUUGUCAGUCAGAAUACACAUGGAAUACACAUUUGUAUUCUCAUCUUAGAUCUGAAGUCAGAUUAAUCGAUCACUCAUGCUGCUCAAUACAGAGAAACAUAGAACAUGGAUACGCAAUAGAUUCACACGCUAUAGAGAUACAGUAUAUAUAUUUAUGACUUCCAGUUUUAUAAGACGACAGUUUCUUCCGCAAUAUCAUCUCAAAGGCUGUUAACAUUCAUUAAAGUUAGGUCUCACGAAAAUCACGCGAUAAACGCGGAUAAACGGAGCCUAAACGGAGCAAACGCAUCCAUCUAACUACGGAUAAGUAGAUAUUCCAACUAUCUCCAGUGAAUCACUUCUCUGAUAGUCGUAGGCGAUAUUUAGACUCUAGUUCGCUAUUAAUAGCCGAUUACGUGACCAAAGAAAAGUAUAUGAAGCGUUAAUUUGAAGCAGGAAUUGAGAGAUCUCCUUGGCAAUACAGAGAAGGACGGAAAUGCAAGAUAUUACAUAAGAGCUUUAUAACACAAAUUGUUGCGAUUUUAAUUAUCGAUAAAGGGAUAUAUAUAUAUUGAUUUUUAUUUAUUCUCUAAUUUAAUUCAGUGUAAAUAACAAGAGAUAUUAAAUGUUAAAUAAUUUUAUAUUCAAUUUAGAAUUUUGUAACGAUGCUACAAAUUAUGCAUGAGAGCUAUAUAAAAGUUGUAAUGAGUUGCAAAGUUUAGAAUUGUUACGUAUUAUGUGAAUCACAUGAUCUCUAAGAUAUCUCGAUCACAAUUCUCGAUGAAAGCAUAAAUUCAAUAUGUUUGCCUUGGACAGUCGUGACACGAAUAAUGAAACUGGCAAUAAAAGCAAAUAUUACAUUAUUUUUGUACAUUACAACCACAGAAGCUCAGAAAAAAAUAUCAUAUAGGCUUUAAAAUAUAAUUAGAGCUUGUGGUACAAAUAUUAUAUUCCAGUCCAAAACAUUUGAAUGCAGUUUUUUUAAACUCUAAUCAUAAACGCAGCUCUUCGAAUAUUAAAUUACGUUUACAUAGUUUUAAUAUAUAGACCAGUCACUAAUUUUAUUUUUUAAUUUAAUAUUUAAU